AUGCAACUCAUUACACUCCCCGCCCUUGCACUUUUUGCUACGUCCGCAUUGGCGGCGGAUUGUCUAGGUGGAGCUAAUAGCAAUUUACGCAAAGUGCGUGAUGCCUACUGGGAUGCUCGUCAGAAGAUGUGUAGCAACUCAGACUGUGCUUACCAGCAGGUCUGUACAACACAAGGCUUCGCCAAGUAUGUUUAUGAAUCUCCCAAGAAGGACUCGCCGCGCUUUACAGAAUACGCUCUUAAUGUCGCCCUGAGCCGUAAGAAUACUGGAGGUCAAAAGGGAUUCAAGGACUGCUGGGACGCUACUGAAAACAUUAUUACUCAGUGCGUUGAUGGUCAGGACAAGCUAGUCGGAACAUGGGAGUAUAAUGGCCAACUUUAUCAGUUCGAUGGGCAAAUGACCAUCAAGCGUUGGUGA
Messenger RNA from Fusarium venenatum, 417 nucleotides. RefSeq lists its product as uncharacterized. NCBI's taxonomy places the organism in Eukaryota, Fungi, Ascomycota, Sordariomycetes, Hypocreales, Nectriaceae. The record is from RefSeq and is a predicted model, not a curated record.